CUUUAUACCAGGGUAAGGGUUUAUUCUUCUAGAUCCUCGUAUCUCUGUGCGCCGUUUCAUCCUCUCCUCCGUCUUAAGAGCUGCUCUUUGCCUGACCGCCGCGGCGACGUGCAGCUCUCUCUCUAAUCUUUCUCUUAAAACCUAAUUCCAAAAGAUGACAAGCGCUUGGACAAAUAUGAGCAUUGCAAUCAUACAUAGGGGUAUAGAGAGGGAGUGGGAGAAUCGGGGUGGAGUUAUGUGUAUUAUUUAUUAUUAUUGGAGAUUCUUGGUCACUCUUAGAAGAUCUAUACAUCUGCUUAAAUUCUGGAGAGGAUGUGGAGAUCAAAUUUUAUUUCAAAUAUUAUUAUAGCAUUGGAGCAUCUUGGAGCAAAUGAGCAAUGGAGCUUGUGGAGCACGGCUCAUCUCGAGGAUUGCUCUCUUGUAGGUAAUCUGCACCAUUUCUGGUGUCAAACAUGAGUGGUCGUUUUUCUCGCACAAUCUAUGUUGGAAACCUGCCCUCAGAUAUAAGAGAAUCAGAAAUUGAAGAUCUAUUCUACAAGUAUGGCCGUAUAUUGGAUAUUGAAUUGAAGAUUCCGCCCCGCCCUCCAUGUUAUUGUUUUGUGGAGUUUGAUAAUGCUCGGGAUGCAGAAGAUGCAAUCAGGGGUCGUGAUGGCUAUAACUUUGAUGGUUGUCGAUUGAGGGUUGAACUUGCCCAUGGCGGUAGAGGGCCAUCUUCAAGUGAUCGUCGUGGUGGCUAUGGUGGAGGCGGCGGCGGCGGCGGCAGUGGUGGUGGCCGAUUUGGUAUCUCACGCCAUUCUGAAUUUCGAGUUAUUGUCCGCGGGCUCCCUUCUUCUGCUUCCUGGCAAGAUUUGAAGGAUCAUAUGCGGAAAGCUGGUGAUGUAUGUUUUGCAGAGGUAUCCCGUGAUAGUGAAGGGACCUUUGGCAUUGUCGAUUACACUAAUUAUGAUGACAUGAAAUAUGCUAUUCGGAAGCUUGAUGACACAGAAUUCAGAAAUCCUUGGGCAAGAGGUUACAUUCGGGUCAAGAAGUAUGAGGGCAGUCCCCCAAGGAGCCGAAGUAGAAGCCGCAGCCGAAGCAGAAGUGAAAGGAGGGACAGGAGUAUAUCAGUGGAACGCUCUAUUUCUAGAUCGGUAUCAAGAUCCAGAUCUGCAUCUCCUGUCAAAUCUUCCAGGCCACGAUCAAGAUCAAGGUCAGGAUCUCCUCUCCAGGCACGGUCCGAUAGUGGCUGAUUUUUAUGCAAGCAAUGCCAAAACUCUUCCAGACAUAUAUGGUAGAGUUUGAGGAGAAACUUUGCUAGGUUUUACAUGGAUUUAGCUGGAAUCUAUUAAUGAUAAUCCUUGAUAGACAAGUUGUUGGCUGUAUGACUUGAAUCAUAAAUUGCUUAUUUUGCCAUUUUCAUUGGACUCAAGCUAGUAUCUGCGAGGUAUGUGUACGCUGCUGUGUCUUUUAGGCCACUAUCCAGGAGAUUUCUGACUUUUAUUAUACCAUUGUGAAUGGAAAUUCCGUUGGCUUGCAA
Messenger RNA from Carya illinoinensis, 1516 nucleotides. RefSeq names its product serine/arginine-rich splicing factor SR34A-like. Gene Ontology annotation, molecular function: mRNA binding. NCBI's taxonomy places the organism in Eukaryota, Viridiplantae, Streptophyta, Magnoliopsida, Fagales, Juglandaceae. Gene Ontology annotation, cellular component: nucleus; ribonucleoprotein complex; cytoplasm. The record is from RefSeq and is a predicted model, not a curated record. Bases 453 to 1229 code for a protein of 258 amino acids. The transcript is spliced from 14 exons.